Pocillopora damicornis (cauliflower coral) is the source of this 2067-nucleotide messenger RNA. RefSeq lists its product as uncharacterized. The record is from RefSeq and is a predicted model, not a curated record. Lineage: Eukaryota; Metazoa; Cnidaria; Anthozoa; Scleractinia; Pocilloporidae.
UGACAGAAUGUUCGUGAGUUUACUGCAUGGGUCUGGACCUGCAUCCAUCCGGAACGACCUCGGUGCACCGAUAUUAAUUUAAGUAAUGUGAUUUUUCCCUUUUCAUCCCAAGACGUGGCUUUUCCGUGUUUUUUAAGUGAAAAGUCGUCCAAGUGAACGAGAGGGUACACAUAGUCAAACAAUUGAGUAAUAUUUAUGUCCUCGGAUAAACAUUGAAGCUGUAAUCAGUUCACAGAGGGAAGUAAAGUUUUAUUUAGGAAGCAAGUCCUAUGGCUACCGAAACGCCAACAUUGCCUGCGACAAGCGGAAGAGCAGCUGAGAAUUGUAUUGAAAUUAGAAACUUCAACAGCCAAAGGACCUCCGUGGUGACAGAACUGCAGAUUUCAGACGUAAGUGAUGACGUAGGUACUUGCUGGCGUGAGCUGGGACCAAAGCUUGAUAUCCCUGCAGCAAAGAUCCAAAACCUGGAUAACGAUUACUGCUGUAGUCGCGACAAAGCAAACGCCUUACUCCUCAUGUGGCAACAGAAAGAAGGGAGCAGUGCAGUGGCAGGGCGUUUAGCGGAUGCUUUAGAAAGCAUUGGGAAAAAAUGCAUAGCAGAAAAGCUUCUUGGAGUGGAUUAUGCGAAAGUGAUGAGGUGUGGAAACAUUCCUAAGGGUCACGUCAUUAGUUUAACAGUUAUUCAUGACCUGGGUGAAGGGCUUAAUAAGCUUAUGGUGUGCGAAGAUGCACAGGGAAAUAAAUUCAUGGUUAAAGAAUUCAACAGCAGUGACAAUUUUUUGAAAUUGGAAGAGACGCUUGUAAGCAAGGGAUUUUUAGAAACUGUUUUUUUAGCCAGACAGGAAAGUCUAAAGCGCUAUAUUUCAUCGGAGCUUCAGGACCUGAGACUCCAAAUGAAUAAAGGGCAACUGGCUUGUGGAAAUGUUGAUAAAACAGAUGGGAUUCAAGAUGCCUCUAAAGACAAAACAGAGCCCACAAGCAGCUUAUUGAAUGAGGAAGCGGAUCCGUCAAACGAUGAAAGCGUGGGAAAAUUGCUAGAGUCAUGUGAAGAACAUCGCAACUAUUUUCAGAAUAUGUUUGAAGCUCUUAUCAAGCUGACUGCUCAGGUUGGGCAACAAAGUGAAGAUAAUGUUAAUUGUAUUAAAAAACUUUUAGACUUUACUACGGAACUCCAGCAAGAAGAAACAGCACUUUUCUCCAAAAUAGAAUCAGUAGGUACUCAGAGCCAACUCAAGGACGAGCAGCACACAAAUCGUUUUGAGGAAUUACACAAAUGGAAAACGCAUCAUGAGUUGCAAUUGAAGGAAGUUGAAAAACUGCUGUUAGGACUGCUUCAUCAAAUGACAACUGAGAGAAAGACGAAUUAUAAAAGGAGGCUGCCCUCUCACCAGAAAACUGAACUAGAAGGCCGAUCAAAACCUCUGCCAGGAUACGGAAGGAAGAGUCCCAGACAUUAUUCAGAAGGCGACCUAUCAAAAGAGACUAAAACGAAGAAUCCCUUGUCUUGGCUGAGAUCGGGAGACAAAGAAGCUUGCGUCCUCCUGUCAAUCUCAAAACCAUCCAACGAUGAAGAACAUCAAACAAUAGAUUCGGGAGCAAGAGAUAACACAAAUAAAUUAAUGGCCUGACAUUGUUUACGAUGAAAAAGUUGUUUAGAAUAACCUCGUUUAAGGAAGCCCUUUUCGAUAUUGAAAGGAGCGCACGAACAUCUUUCAUUUUGUUGAUCACGCAUUUCAUUGUGACUCGAUUGUGCGAAAAUAUUUAAUAAAAAAUAUUUUUAUUUCAAACUGAUACAAUUUAAGAAAAUAAGAAUCUAAAGUAACUGACUGUAGAAAGUCCUUGUUCGCCUUGUUAUAAAGGUGAAUUAGCUUUUUUGCCAAAAUUAUAGUUGCCAAGUUGAAUAUGAAAAAAAAUUCGUUAGCACUCUUUUGUUGAUCAGCUUCCAGUAUUUCCUUUAAAUUAUGGGAGUGUUUGAGGAUUCACGAUACAUGAAGAUAGAACUCUUGUAUAGAUGGUGAUUUUUAUUUCUUAUCUUUCUUGGUUAUCAAUUACAUUUUGAUUCCAUUA